CGUUCACAGACAACGUUACAAAUAUCAAUACUGCAGUAAUAAUACUGUAAAUGCAUUUCAAUGUGUUUUAAAUGUUAUUUUCAAAACACGUGAAUCAAGUGAUCAAUUGAUUGCCAUUUAAAGCGAUUCACAAAUAUUAGUGAUUUGUAUUGACUUUGUUUCGGCCAAACAAUGGUUGUCAUCAAAGACAAGAGUGUUAUCAAUAAAAUAAGAAAGGCAAAGACACGCAAAGGAAAGCGAUUUCUUGAGUCUCGAGAACCACAACUGAUUGAACAAACAAAGACUGCAAUCUUCUUGAGGUCUGCAAAUGCCAGUCAACGAUGUAUUGAUUUAAUUAAAGAUAUCUGUCUGCUAAAGAAGCCCAACAGUGUAUUCUUCAAUCGGAAAGAGACAUAUCAUCCCUUUGAAGACAUCACUUCCAUUGAAUUUAUGUGUAAUAAAAACAAUGCUUCGCUAUUCAUGUUUGCAAAUCAUUCGAAGAAACGACCGAACAAUUUGAUAAUCGGUCGAACAUUUGAUGACCACAUCCUUGAUAUGGUUGAGUUGGGAUUUGAUAAUUACAAAUCAUUAAAUGAGUUUAAGAUACCUAAGAUAGCAAUCGGCACAAAACCAAUAGUUUUAUUUAGUGGUCAACCCUUUGAUGUUGAACACGAUUAUCAACGAAUUAAGAACUUAUUGGUAGACUUUUUCAGCGGACCUAAUAUUGAAUCAAUUCGUUUGACUGGUUUAGAACAUGUCAUACAAUUCGUGGCAUUUGAUGGAAAAGUAUUUAUGAGAAGUUAUAAAGUGUUGCUUAAGAACUCAGGCACUCGAUUGCCACGUAUUGAACUCGAAGAGAUGGGUCCCAGAGUUGACUUCACUGUUCGCCGAACACAUUUAGCCUCACAAGACUUAUGGAAGCGUUCACUAAGACAACCGGAAGUGUUUAAGAAAAAGAUAGUUAAGAAUAUCAAUAGAGACAAAUUGGGCUCUACUUUAGGUCGCAUUCAUAUGAGACGACAAGAUUAUAAAAGUUUGUCUCUAAGAAAGACAAAAGCUUUUAGAAAUUCAUCAAAAGAGAAGAACAUAAAGAAAAGUCUCGUUCCAACUGAAGACUCAAAUCAAUUAUUAGGUGAUAAUGAAAUGCCACCAAAAAAGAAGGUUCGCUUUGAAGGCUAAUAAUUUUUAUCUAUUUUAGUUACGGUUAUAAAUUCAAUCUCUAUAUACCAUACCUUUUAUUAUUACGAUAAUUGCAUUACUAAACUGUACACAAUUGUAACGAUAUCGUUACCUAUCGAUAUUUAUAAAGAAUAAAUUAAAUAAGUUUAAUA
Molecule: messenger RNA, 1310 nt
Organism: Oppia nitens
Lineage: Eukaryota; Metazoa; Arthropoda; Arachnida; Sarcoptiformes; Oppiidae
Gene: Non3
Product: ribosome production factor 2 homolog
Exons: 4
Coding region: 172-1158 (328 amino acids)
Biological process (GO): ribosomal large subunit assembly; maturation of LSU-rRNA from tricistronic rRNA transcript (SSU-rRNA, 5.8S rRNA, LSU-rRNA)
Cellular component (GO): nucleolus
Molecular function (GO): rRNA binding
Source: RefSeq, a predicted model, not a curated record